Messenger RNA from Arachis ipaensis, 1005 nucleotides. RefSeq lists its product as uncharacterized. NCBI's taxonomy places the organism in Eukaryota, Viridiplantae, Streptophyta, Magnoliopsida, Fabales, Fabaceae. The record is from RefSeq and is a predicted model, not a curated record.
AUGCCAAAAAACUUCAUGAUGCCUUCCUCGCUCGAGCCAUAUAAGGAGAUUGGUGACCCCCGGGCUCAUAUUAAAAAGUUUCAAUCCAUGAUGUUUUUUAACAGCGCUAACAAUGAGCUUGUUCUUUGCAGAGCUUUUCAUACUUACCUUGACGGAGCUGCACUACUUUGGUUUUCUAAACUAUCUGCAGGGUCAAUUUCUUCAUUUGAAGAGCUGGCGAGGUCUUUCAUCGACUACUUUGCAACUGUGCAGAUAUACGUGCACGGAUCAGAUUACCUCGGUACAAUCCGCCAAGGUCCACAAGAAAGCAUAAAAGACUACAUGACUAGAUUCGCUGAACCAACCAUAGAGAUACCAAAUCUGGACCCUGCAGUCCACCUACACACUCUUAAGGCAGGCCUUCGACCCGGUAAGUUCUGGGAAACGAUCGCGGUCACCAAGCCAAAGACAUUAGAGGAAUUCCGAGAAAGGGCGGCUGGACAGAUGGAGAUCGAAGAGCUCCGUGAAGCCAAAAGAAUAGAAAGAAAGCAACCAAGGAAGGAGGAAGACAGAACCAUAAGGUUGACAAAUAAUAAAGAAGCAAGAAAGCCAUUCAAGCUCACUCCAAAAUCCGACAAUUAUACCAGAUUCAACACAAAGAGAGAAAACAUAAUCAAAGAAAUUCUCAACGCCAAAAUUAUAAAGCCUCCAGCUCAGGCAGGGAGUUACCAGGAUCAACGAUUUGUAGACAGAAACAAACAUUGUGCCUUUCAUCAGAGAUAUGGGCACACGACUGACGAAUGUGUGAUACCAAAAGACUUGUUGGAAAGAUUAGCUCGGCAAGGCCUCUUGGACGAAUACAUCGAGGGAAGAAAGCAUAAAGAAAAUGGUCGGGACCGAGAAGAACGCCAACAAACAUCGGGAAGCAAGGAAGACAAUAAAUGGCCAAACACUACUCCACCAAAGGAAAUCAUAAACUGCAUAUCUGGAGGAUUCGCCGGGGGAGGUGAAACAAUCUCGGCGUGA